Eutrema salsugineum is the source of this 1106-nucleotide messenger RNA. RefSeq lists its product as uncharacterized. The record is from RefSeq and is a predicted model, not a curated record. NCBI's taxonomy places the organism in Eukaryota, Viridiplantae, Streptophyta, Magnoliopsida, Brassicales, Brassicaceae. The transcript is spliced from 2 exons. Bases 122 to 892 code for a protein of 256 amino acids.
GCGCAUCCAUUUUUAUUUUUCUUCUUCAUUUCACCGUUUCAUACGAAACUCUCUUUACGAGGCUCUCUCUCUACUUUUCUCUCUCAAAGCCUCUUUCAUUUCUCCGGCCAGUGUGUGUGAGAUGCUGAAGGAAAGACGGAUUUUGCCGGUUUCAAGCAACAGGAGUAGGGUAUCGCCUUACCCGCUUCGCUCUUGUAGGAGCAAGAAACAAAAAGAAGUGGAGUCACCUGUCGAGUCAGAGAGUGUGAGUGAAUGGGAGGAUGUGAGGUGUGUGAUCUGCAUGGAGCCGCCACACAAUGCUGUCCUCUUGCAAUGUGCUUCCUUCUCCAAAGGAUGUCGUGCUUACAUGUGUGACACAAGCGCCCGUCACUCCAACUGCUUCAAGCAGUUCCGCAGAAACAACAACAAGAACACAAGUCGCUGCAGUGGCAAGACUCUAAACUGUCCCUACUGCAGAGGAGAGGUUUACGGGACAAUGAAGUCUACUUGCGCACGGAGAUUCAUGAAUGCUAGGCCCAGGUGCUGUUCUAUGGACAAGUGUGACUUCUCGGGGACCUAUUCUCAGCUUAAAACCCACUUGAAAGCUGUGCAUCCGGGUUUUAUAUCGCCAAAGUUGGAACUUUGGGAGCAACACAUGUGGGAGCAAUUGGAAAGAGAAGCCGAGUACAUUGAAAUGCUCAAUGCUCGUCAGAGAUGGGAAGCAGAACAGAGAUUGUUGGCCAACUCUCUCCAUCAGCUUCCAUACCAACAUCCCAUGAUCGAUCUCAACUUUGAUGCUUUCAUGCACGAUCUCUUUCUUGGUUCAAGGAGCCAAGCAAGUGCUGCCAAUUAUCCAGCGAACAUGCCCCGAUUGGAGUUCCAUGCGCCCAUGUAUCCUAGAUGGACUCCGUGAAGAUUCAAGUGCUAUGUCUUGUGACUUUGAUCAAAGUUUUGAUGUCUCCCUUGAUUCUUUAUCCAUAAUGUACUUCAGUGUUUAGGUUUUAUAGCGACAUCAGCUCUGGUCCUAGGCAUAAUCUAAAUUUUGUUGUAUUUUAAGUGUCUGUUAGUCAAAGUAUCCAUAGCUGCGAGCUCAUCUUCGCAUAUUCAAAAUUUAAUCAAAAAUUCAC